Molecule: messenger RNA, 3146 nt
Organism: Nezara viridula (southern green stink bug)
Lineage: Eukaryota; Metazoa; Arthropoda; Insecta; Hemiptera; Pentatomidae
Source: the annotation of a GenBank genome assembly
CUCUCCUGACCUCUGAAGGCGGACAAAAGAACUAGCAUUUUAAAUUUGCCGGUUUUAACGGCUUGUAUUUUCAUGUAACGGCCAUAGGUCGUAACGGAUGUUGGAGUUUUCAUUUAUUUGUUAAAUCAGCUUUUUGAUAAAUGUUACUUCCUUGUGAAAGUACUAUAAUAAUUAUACUUUUGGCCUGUUAAUACUGUUCUUGACUUUGUGAUAUGUGAGAUUGUGUUUGUUUCAUCAAUAUUGCGAUUCGUGUAUCUGUUAUCAUGUUAAAUAGAAUGAACAAAGCUUCUACGCCGAACCCGAAAAUGAAUUUGAAGAGAUCAUUUUCCUCUGCUUUAGGCCCUGAUUCCAGUCACUUGCAAGUGAAAGUUUUUGUAAGAGUAAGACCUUUUAAUGACAGGGAGAAAACUUGUGCCUGCAGAAAAGUUGUGAAUGUUGUGGACAAAUCUUCACUUAUUUUCGAUCCUGAAGAGGAAGAUGAAUUAUUUUAUUUCAAAGGGGUUCCACAAAAAAGUCGAGAUAUCACACGUCGCCUUAAUAAAAAUCUUCACUUUGAAUUUGAUCAAGUAUUUGAUCAAGAAUCUACCAACCAAGAAGUUUUUGAAGCUUCUACAAAAAAUAUUAUAUCAUCUAUAUUUGAAGGAUACAACUGUUCAGUUUUUGCUUAUGGAGCUACUGGAGCUGGAAAAACCUUCACCAUGCUUGGAACUCCAGAACAUCCAGGGAUAGCUUACCUAACAAUAGUUGAGCUUUUGAAGUUUAUUGAUCAAGCUGCUGAUAUGAAAGUUACUCUUGGUGCAUCAUAUCUUGAGGUAUAUAAUGAAAACGUGAAGGAUUUAUUGUACCCCAGUUCUGCUGUUCUUCACUUACGUGAAGAUGCCACUGGUGGUCGUAUUACUGUAUCUGGCUUAAAAGUUAAACAAAUUGAUCAUGCUGAUGAAUUAUUUGCUUUACUGAGUGCUGGAAAUCGGAAUAGAUCACAGCAUCCUACAGAUAGCAAUGCAGAAUCGUCAAGAUCUCAUGCUGUCUUUCAAGUCCAUGCUAGAAUAGUAUCUAAUGGUCAAGUGAAAAUAUCAAAGCUAUCAAUGAUUGAUUUAGCUGGAUCAGAAAGAGGUGCCGCAACAGGAUGUAGAGGCAUUCGUUUUAAGGAAGGAUCGAAUAUAAAUAAAUCCCUUCUAGCUCUUGGUAACUGUAUUAAUGCUCUUGCUGAUGGGUUAAAGCAUGUUCCAUACCGAGAUUCUAAAUUGACCAGAAUAUUGAAAGAUUCUCUUGGAGGAAAUUGUCGAACUAUUAUGAUUGCUAAUGUGUCUCCUUCUUCCUCUUCAUUUGAGGAUACUUAUAACACGUUAAAGUAUGCAACUAGAACUAAAUGCAUUAAAGCAACAAUUUCCAAGAAUGUGAUGAAUGAAUCUUUGUCCAUUCCACAAUAUAAAAAGAUGGUUCAAGAAUUAAAUGCUAAACUAACUGAAAUUCAGGGAGGUUUAUCUUUUCCAGACAUAAGUAACUGGAAAAAUAAAAUAGAAUCACUUUUUGAAGAUAGAAGAAAACUUUAUAAAGAGAUAUUGCUAUUACAGAGUCAAGGAAAGCUUACUAAUUGGCGUAUCAGCCAAAAAGUUCAAGCCCUUUCACAUCAUGACCCCUCUUCCAAACUGCAGUGUCUAGAUCGAUUAACUACCAGUAUAAGUCAGUUAAAGGCUCGUUCUGAUAGUAUUUGUGGUCGUAUAGCAGAAUACAGGCCAUUACAAGAGCAAAAUGACAAACAGAUAGAGAAAUUAGAAGAGGAAAUAAAAAAAGAAGAAAAGAUCCGGCAUAUGUUACAGUUAAUUUUUGAUUAUCAGAAAGGAAUGGUUGAAUUAGAAGAACAUAAAAUUCGAUGCAACCACUUUGAAAAAAUUGUGAAGCUUAAAGCCAAACAUGAGGAGAAUUUGAAUUCCACUAUAAAAACAGUUUUGCCUAUUUUAAAUCAAUAUCAUGCACUGAUAAAGGGUAAUGGGCAAGAUAAUCCAGAAUUGACAGCGAAAUAUGAAGACGCAUUAAGAAGUCUAGAUGGAGUGAAAGGUGUCAGCUGGCUUGGUGAUGAAGAAGAAGAGGAAGAGGAUUCAGAAGAUUAUAUCCAGCUCAGAUUGAAUUCAAUCAAAGAAAACGAUGUUGAUUUGCAAAAUGGUGCUAAAUCAUUGACUACAACAUUUUUCUUAUCUCCAAUAUAUCAGUUAUCCAAGCCAAAGAAUAACAGGAUAGGAAAUGGAACACCUUCACCUGCUAAAAAACCAAAAUUCAUAUUGAAACCGACAAAUCCAAGAGUCAAUUUCAAUAUAAAGACUCCAGUUCCCUCUAACAAUAAGGAAAAUAUAAUAAGAAGGACACCAUUAAUAUCUACAGCUGUAAAACUAAAAACCCCAGCUGUUCCGAAUCGUUCAAAUAACAGGCCACACCCUUAUCGCAGGACUCCUUUAAAACAAAAUAUUAGUAAUGUUGCCAACAAAACUAUUGUCAAUAGAACUGCAGUCCCUGGGAAAGAAGUUUCCUCUGUUACGCGACAAAUGACAAGAAGAAUCUUAUAAUAUUUGGAAGUCCGUCGCCUAAAGUGUUAUUAAGGAGUACAUCUAAGCAAUGGACCAGAUCUUCAUGACAACAGCAGAAACAGUUAAUAAGAAUUCCUAUUACUAAAGGGGUGGUCCAAUUAUAUUUGAAGUGACAGGUCAUGUAGCACAUUAAAUAAGUUGUGCUAUUGACUAUUAUACUCUGAUGGACUCUCAAAUUUUGUAAUACCUUAAGAAACUCACCAUGUCACUCAAAAGUUGUCAUGUGUAUUUUAUUUAUUGUAUUGCUUUGUAAAUAAAGAACAUAAAAUAGAGAAUUCUUAUAAAUUAUUUUAAUAUGAUUGCAUGUAUUAUAUGUAGAUAUAUUUAUCCUUUUAAAUCUAUUAGUUAAAAUAAUAUUUUUUUUAUUUUUUCGCUUGUUAUGUAAAAAUUAUUCUGUAACUUUUGUUGUUUUUAUAUUUUACCUGCCCUACAUAUAAACAAUGCUCACUGUUUUAAAUGUCAAUACUAAGAAUAACAAUGUGAUUCUAACAGAUUUUUUUAUUUUAUAAAUAAUUUUAAUACCUUCAAUUCUUUUAAAAUGGACUGAUUUGUUGCAGAUAAACC